CCCCGAGUCCUUCUCCUCUCUCCCUCUUUCUCCUCCCAGCCCGAGCGACACGGCGAAGACGCAAGCCACCCAAGCCAAGCGGACUCGGAGCCGAGCGGACCGAGCUAGGGUCUGCCGCCGCCGCCCCCCACGAGGCUCCUCCUCUUGAGGCCGUCAACCCUGGCCAAUUGGGAUGGAACUGGUGGGAUCGCUGCUGGUGAACAUGACCCGCUGGGUUGAUCCUUCCGGGAUUGAGUUCUUCGGGUGGCUCAUCACCGUCGGCUCCUUUGGCCUGGCGGCGCUCAUCUACGGUCUCCUCAGGCUGCAGAGGGAGGCGUCGCUCUACUGGCUCAAGGCGUCCGCCAGGGAGAAGAAGGCCGCGUCAAAGGUUCAGCGAUGCCCCUGCUCGAGCCAUAGCUGGACUGAGGACUGCUUCCGAGGUGGCCAGCCUUCGACGUGCUGCGUGUGCCUGUCGUCGCUAGGCUCCGCUCAGGGCGUGGGAUCCAAGGGCCCUGAUGCUGAUGUGGUUCACCGGUGCUCUGUGUGCGGAGUGGCAGCUCAUUGGUACUGCUCGCGGGGUGCUGACAACGACUGCAAGUGCGUCGCGCAGGCUGGUGCUUCCACUUUGCUGCAUCACUGGUCGGAGAGGUGGGUGGAGAUGGAUGACAACCCGGAGAUAUCCACCUUCUGUUAUUACUGUGAGGAGCCCUGUGGUGUGCCAUUCCUAGGUGUAUCUCCUAUCUGGCGCUGCCUCUGGUGCCAGAGGCAGAUCCAUGUUGAUUGUCAUGCAAAGCUGCUGAAAGAAACGGGGAACACCUGUGAUCUUGGCCUCCUCAGGAGACUUAUUGUUCCUCCUCUGUCGGUGAAAGAAGUUGGUGAAGCUCAGGCAAUCAGUGGAGUGUUCAACUCAUUCAAAGAAGGCUUUGUCACUUCUAGGGGUCGGAUUAAAAGGCAACGCAACAAGAAGCGCAUGAACAAUCAACCAGGUGUUAAGACAAAUCCGACUCCUGCAGACAGUUCAAUCCUUGACUCAGUUCUUGAAGUAUUUGCCAAACUUCAGAACCUGAAUGAAAAGGAUGCACUCGCAAAUCCCAAGUUAUCUAGAAACUCUCUCAAGGAAACACAUGGAUCUGACAUUCCCAAUGGAGGAAAAAAGAAGUAUGAGCUUGUAAAUUUGCCACAAGAUUCAAGGCCGCUGCUUGUUUUCAUCAACGGCAAGAGUGGGGGCCGAAAUGGGCCUUCUCUUAGAAGAAGACUUAACAUGCUGCUGAAUCCCAUACAGAUAUUUGAGCUAAGUGCUUCUCAAGGACCUGAAGUUGGAUUGCAACUAUUCCACAAUGUAAAACACUUCAGGAUCCUUGUUUGCGGUGGGGAUGGAACUGUAGCAUGGGUCCUUGAUGCCAUAGAAAAGCAGAACUAUGAAUCUCCUCCCCCUGUUGCCAUUCUCCCACUAGGAACAGGAAAUGACCUUUCACGUGUUACACGCUGGGGUGGAGGUUUGUCUUCUGUUGAAGGACAAGGGGGAAUAUGUGCACUUCUAAAUGACGUUGAUCAUGCAGCAGUGACAGUGCUUGAUCGCUGGAAUGUAGCGAUCGAAGAGAAGAAUGGAGCACAAGGUCAAUGCACCAAGCAAGUAAAAUUUAUGACUAAUUAUUUAGGUGUUGGAUGUGAUGCCAAGGUUGCAUAUGACUUCCACACUACCAGGGAGGAAAGCCCAGAUAAAUUUUCCAGUCAGUUCGUGAACAAGCUGUUAUACGCUAGAGAAGGCGCUAAGGAUAUGAUGGAUAGGUCGUGUUCUGAUUUACCAUGGCAUGUUAGCCUUGAGGUUGAUGGAAAGAACAUUGAAAUUCCAGAGGAUACAGAAGGUGUGAUCGUUCUGAAUAUUGCUAGCUACAUGGGUGGUGUUGAUCUUUGGCAAAAUGACAAUGAACAUGAUGACGAUUUCAUUUCACAAUCAAUGCACGACAAAAUGCUUGAGGUGGUUUGUAUAUCUGGGACAUGGCAUCUAGGCAAAUUGCAGGUAGGGCUUUCGAGAGCCCACCGGCUAGCCCAAGGGAAAGUUAUAAGAUUUCACCUCCACAGCUCAUUCCCUGUUCAGGUUGAUGGGGAACCAUGGAUCCAGCCACCUGGGUGCCUUGAGAUAUCUCAUCGUGGACAGAUGUUCAUGUUGAGGAGGACAUCUGAAGAGCCCACUGGGCAUGCCGCGGCCAUCAUGAGUGAUGUCCUCGUGAAUGCAGAGUGCAACGGUGUAAUUGAUGCUGCUCAGAAGAGAUUGCUCCUCCAUGAGAUAGCUCUCCGUUUAUCCUCCUGACACUCCAUAUAUAGCUGUCUCCCCUCAGAAAGCUAACAGCAUACUAUACUGUUGAUACCAAACCCUUUUGUGUCGAGAAGUCCCUUGGCACAGAUGAGAAAGGCAUACGGCCGGUAGAUGUUGAUGUAUACACCAAGGGAAUAGAAGGUUCCCCGCUUUCAUGAUUGAUGGUACCUUCCAGAGUUCAGAUAGGUUUGUCGCUUCUUUGUUGGCUGGGCUCAUCUGAAGUGGCUACCAAGGUGAGAUAGAAGAAUCCCAGUUCAGACAGAAUUUUGUAGAGCUUAGAGCACUGUAAUUGCAUAUAGGUCUCGGCAAGGCAUUGUAACUGCAAAUAGGGCUCUUGUAACUAGAGAGUGCGUCAAUGCGUGUAGUUUAAGUUUAAUCUCUUACUAUGUCACAAGCAUUGUGGAUUUUGCUACUUCCAGCGAGUGACUAAAAUUUUGGGUUGUGGUGAAGGAACUGAUGGUGAUAACUCUGCUGAUUUAUGUUCUUCCUGCAUGUUUCUA
This is a messenger RNA of Brachypodium distachyon (stiff brome), 2796 nucleotides long. Its product is annotated as diacylglycerol kinase 2. The transcript has 8 exons. The record is from RefSeq and is a predicted model, not a curated record. Gene Ontology annotation, molecular function: ATP-dependent diacylglycerol kinase activity. The coding region runs from base 173 to 2290 and encodes 705 amino acids. Lineage: Eukaryota; Viridiplantae; Streptophyta; Magnoliopsida; Poales; Poaceae.